Molecule: messenger RNA, 1594 nt
Organism: Menidia menidia (Atlantic silverside)
Lineage: Eukaryota; Metazoa; Chordata; Actinopteri; Atheriniformes; Atherinopsidae
Source: the annotation of a GenBank genome assembly
GGAGCGCACUGGAUGCUGCAGGGCCGAACAGAAGAGGAGAGGACAGAGAGAACUCUCUGUCACACGUGGAGAAGAAACAUACGACCCUCCGUUCCCGAGAUCUGCGCGGGUUUAGCGGUAGGAGUCGUGAGCAGAAGCAGAGGGAAGACGGAGCGCCAGUCCUCCGGGCAGCCUCAGCACCGCCGGGAGGAGACUCACAGAGGAGGAAAGAUUCGCCCUAACGCAGUGACAGCCUUGGAUGAGGAGAAUAGGAGAGCGGAGGGCAUCGGAUAGCAGCAACGAUGGCAGCUCCAGACUUAUUGGACCCUAAAUCUGCCACUCACAACACCAAGCCUCGCCUCUCCUUCUCCACAAAGCCAAUCACACUGACUCCUCGGGAGGAGAGUGAGGUGGUUGCUACAGUGAUGAAAUGGAAGACAGUGACAGCCAUCUUUCUUUUGGUGGUUCUGUACCUGGUGAUGGGAGCUGCAGUCUUCAGAACCCUGGAGCAGCCACAUGAGAGUGCCCAGCGUUUGGCAAUUCUCACCCAGAAGCUGGAGUUUCUGUCAAGACAUUCUUGUGUCAACCAGAAUCAGCUGGAGGAGCUGGUUAAGCAAGUUGUGGCGGCUAUCCGUUCAGGGGUGAACCCCGCAGGAACGCUGACCAACCACAGCAGCAUAUGGGACCUGAGCUCUGCCUUCUUCUUUGCUGGGACUGUCAUCACGACAAUUGGAUUUGGAAACAUCUCCCCGCACACUGAAGGUGGGAGGAUAUUCUGUAUUGUGUAUGCUCUGCUGGGGAUACCUCUGUUCGGUUUCCUUUUGGCUGGUGUUGGGGAUCAGCUAGGCACCAUCUUUGGCAAAGGCAUCGCCAAGGUGGAGAAAAUGUUUGUGCACUGGGACAUCAGCCAGACAAAGAUCCGGGUCAUUUCCACGCUGCUGUUUGUUCUUUUCGGCUGCCUGCUGUUUGUGGCGCUCCCAGCAGCCAUCUUUAAACACAUCGAGGGCUGGUCUGCACUGGAGUCCCUUUAUUUCGUGGUCAUCACCUUGACUACCAUUGGAUUUGGGGACUUUGUGGCAGGUGGCUCUGAAAUUGAGUACCUGGACUACUAUAAGCCAGUGGUGUGGUUCUGGAUUCUGGUGGGGCUGGCUUACUUUGCUGCUAUCCUCAGCAUGAUUGGAGACUGGCUCCGAGUUAUCUCCAGGCGGACAAAAGAAGAGGUUGGCGAGAUCCGAGCUCACGCCGCAGAGUGGACAGCCAAUGUCUCCGCAGAGUUCAAAGAAACCCGCCGCCGUGUCAGUGUCGAGAUCUACGAUAAGUUCCAGCGCGCUGCGUCCAUCAAGCGCAAACUUUCUUCCGAGCUGGGAUUCAACUCGGCGCCCGAGCUCACUUUGCCCAAACGCAGCGUGUCUGUCAACUUCAACGAUGAGCGGGACCGGAGCGAGAAGGAGGCUGUGCCUCUGGCCAGAAACGGCUGUUUGCCCGUGAAUGGGCUGGACCCAGAGAGAGGGGAAAUCUCGAUUAUUGAACAUUUUAAAUAGAGGCAGGUUCAUCCAAAACCUCUCUGUUUGUCAUGGUUGCUGAUAUCAGUGCUGAGCCCUGGAAAUGUUUAUUC